AGCAGCCUCAGGCGGCGGUGCGACGGUCCCCGCCAUGUCUGCGGCCAUGAGGCAGAGGUUCGACCGGUUCCUGCACGAAAAGAACUACAUGACUGACCUUCUGGCCAAGCUCGAGGCCAAGACCGGCGUGAACCGGAGCUUCAUCGCGCUUGGUGUCAUCGGGCUGGUGGCCCUGUACCUGGUGUUCGGUUAUGGAGCCUCUCUCCUCUGCAACCUGAUAGGAUUUGGCUACCCAGCCUACAUCUCAAUUAAAGCCAUAGAGAGUCCCAAUAAAGAAGAUGAUACUCAGUGGCUGACCUACUGGGUAGUGUAUGGUGUUUUCAGCAUUGCCGAAUUCUUCUCUGAUAUCUUUCUGUCAUGGUUCCCCUUCUACUACAUGCUGAAGUGUGGCUUCUUACUGUGGUGCAUGGCACCAAGCCCUUCUAAUGGAGCUGAACUGCUCUACAAGCGUAUCAUCCGUCCUUUCUUCCUGAAACAUGAGUACCAGGUAGACAGUGUGGUGAAAGAUCUGAAAGACAAAGCCAAAGAGACUGCAGAUGCCAUCACUAAAGAAGCCAAAAAAGCUACCGUGAAUUUACUGGGUGAAGAAAAGAAGAGCACCUAAAUGAAUGACUGGAUGACACUUUUCUGCCCUCUCCAUACCUUCCUGUUGUAGCCUGAUGUUAUAUUAGGGAUUGUGGUAUAGUCAUUUUAAUAAUGUUGCCUUGGAAACAUUUUUGAUACAUUAAAAAAGGAAUGUG
Molecule: messenger RNA, 740 nt
Organism: Orycteropus afer afer
Lineage: Eukaryota; Metazoa; Chordata; Mammalia; Tubulidentata; Orycteropodidae
Source: RefSeq, a predicted model, not a curated record